Molecule: messenger RNA, 642 nt
Organism: Cantharellus anzutake
Lineage: Eukaryota; Fungi; Basidiomycota; Agaricomycetes; Cantharellales; Hydnaceae
Exons: 1
Coding region: 1-642 (213 amino acids)
Source: RefSeq, a predicted model, not a curated record
AUGUCUACUGUCCAGACCGCCAAAUUGCCAGUCUCCCUAGUCAAGCGAGGUCAGAUGGAAGGUUGGAUUCCGAAUCACGUCGUAGCAGCAGGAGCAAUCACAACCUUGGGAAAGGUGACAAUCCCGGAAACAGAUGAAAUGUCCACUAGUGCUGAUAGCCACAGGUCGGACUCCAAGCUUGAAUACUUGAUUGAAAGGGUGAGGAAUAACCUUAACCAGCGACAAACAGCGGACAGGGUAUUAUUGGAAAGGACGGGGGGAAUUCUGGAAGAGUCCUGCCAACAAUCCGAUAGUAAGCACGUGAAGACAAAGACAGAGGAAGUUAAGAUAACCCAGAUAGCUGCUGUAGAUACGGAUUCAGAAGAUUUACAGGAUGCGGAAUUACAGUAUCCCGAAAGUAGUAUUGCAGAGUAUGCAUAUAACUGGACGGACCCCCCCAUCAACCAAGUGGCGUCGGUACCCCAUAAUUCACCGGAACCCACCUGGGGACCUACCCGAUCUUCUUAUGUACCCCACAUUGGAACCACGGCAUUGUCAUAUCCAUGCAUACCCGAUCCUGACCCGACUCCUGGACCUCCUCCUUCACCACCUCCGGAGUUCUGCCCUACUGCUGUCUGUUCCGAUAUUCACCUUCGGUCCUGA